CCGUAUUCGUCUCGGUGGCCAUGUGGACCCUGGUAGCCAUAUCGCUGGAACGAUUCUUCGCCAUCUGUCGGCCGCUGUCAUCCCGUCGCUGGCAAACCCAGUUCCACGCGUGCAAAAUUAUUGCCCUGGUUUGGUUUCUCAGCUUCGUGUGCCACGUACACCGACUGCAACCGGUGCAUCAGUGGCGUACAACGGGGACCAAUCUGAACACCACCUUCGACGACGACGACGACGACAGCAGCAUUCAACAGCCGGUGAUGUGUCGCGAAAUGUGGCCGAACAAAUCAUUCGAAAAGGCUUAUGUGAUGUUCCUGGGCACCGGGCUGUUGUGCUUUUCACUUCUUACGAUGGUAUUCGCGCAUUCGAUGAUUGUGUCGAAACUGUGGCGAGGAUUUGAAAGUGAAAUAUGCCAAACGAAUGAAAAUCAAACACAUCAAAACACCUUCGUUCACGGAACCCGCGAGUCGCACUCCGUCAGCAUUAGCUGGUCGCCACCGCCAGCCGCUUUCUCCAGCGGCAUUUGUCAGCCAUACUCUCCGCGGCAAUCGAGCCGCAUUCUUCAUCGUCCUUGGCUUUUCGAGCCACCAACGCCGGCCACACCCGUUGCCCGCAAGCACCUGUUGAGAAGCACUCGCCGCUCGCCUUCGUCGGCCACCCUCCCGCUCUCUCCACCGGCAUUAGUCAGCCGCCCUCGCCGUGGCAAUCGAGCCGCAUUCAUCAUCGGCCCUUGUCUUUUCCGAGCCGCCAUCGCCGGCCACAUUGGAUCGGUAUUGGCUAGCUGUCACGGUCACUAUCGCCCGCCACCCUCGUCCGCAGCAUUCGUGAGCCACACUCGGUCCGCCUUUACCGGCUCCAUCGCUGGUGGUACUCGCCCGCCACACUCAAGCCGCAUUUGCCGGCCGCCAUCAACAGUUGCCAUCGGAUGUGGCCUUCGUCGGCCGCAAUCAACAGCCGCCAUCGUCAUCCACAAUUCAACGGUACUCAUCGGCCGCACCCGCUAG
Molecule: messenger RNA, 1001 nt
Organism: Armigeres subalbatus
Lineage: Eukaryota; Metazoa; Arthropoda; Insecta; Diptera; Culicidae
Exons: 3
Biological process (GO): neuropeptide signaling pathway
Cellular component (GO): plasma membrane
Molecular function (GO): neuropeptide receptor activity
Source: RefSeq, a predicted model, not a curated record